Aspergillus candidus is the source of this 1422-nucleotide messenger RNA. Its product is annotated as MFS transporter. Lineage: Eukaryota; Fungi; Ascomycota; Eurotiomycetes; Eurotiales; Aspergillaceae. The transcript is spliced from 4 exons. Gene Ontology annotation, biological process: transmembrane transport. The record is from RefSeq and is a predicted model, not a curated record. Bases 1 to 1422 code for a protein of 473 amino acids. Gene Ontology annotation, molecular function: transmembrane transporter activity.
AUGGAAACCGUCGCGCAAGACCUUGGUGGUGGGAGAAAAAUGCCGUGCGGAUGGCGAUCCUCGAGAAAUUUCGUUAUCUGUGUGGUUUGUUUUGCAGGAAUGACGAUUGUGCCCAUUGUUCCGACAGCUCUCCAUGAGAGAGUCAAGCUAUCUCAGGGAGAGGAGCAACGGUGGACGUCGAUUCUUCUCGCGCUACACGGAGCAGCAAUGACCAUAGUGUCUCCCAUAUGCGGAUAUCUUGCAGACCGCGCCCAGUCCCGUCGAUGGCCGUUCCUCAUAGGGCUUGCGAUCUUGGUGGUUGCCACGGCGCUACUAUGUAUAGGCACGAACCUGGCUCUGUGGAUCGUGGGUCGCUUACUUCAGGGCGCUGCUGGGGCGAUGGUUUGGACCGUCGGGCUCGCGCUGCUGGUCGAUCGAUUUGAGGAGGAUGCACUGGGACAAGCGCUGGGGUAUGCCGCCAUGUCCACGGUAGGGGGAACCACGGCUGGCCCGCUCUUGGGGGGCAUUCUCUAUGAGCAUGGCGGCUAUUACGCCCCGUUCGGACUAGCAUUUGGCGUUCUUGUGUUGGACGCGGUCCUCCGCAUGAUGAUCGCCGAGAAUGCGCCAGAAGAGACAACAAUGGAGCCUACUAAUGUGGAACAUGUGCAGGUGAAAACCGAGAAACAAGAAGCACCCGUCGAAGAAAACGCCACUGCCACGGUAUCUGGGGAAGAAGGAGCUGGUGUCUGCACGCGAAAAAACCAAACACCAGACCAGUCUGGCCUGAAACCUCCACCGUUGGGCUCCUGUCAACCCUCGGCACAUGCCGCAGCGCUUUGCCUGCUCCGGUCUCCACGGAUGCUUCUGGCAUUGACGGUCUAUUUUCUCGUCUCGGCGGUUCUAGCAGCAUUUGAUAGUGUGUUGCCACUGCAUGUCCAUGACACCUUUGGUUGGAAGCAAACGGCCCAAGGCCUCAUUUUCAUCCCCCUGAUGGCACCGCAUGUCAUCGACCCCGUCAUCGGCUCUGUGCUAGACCGGUGGCCCAGAACCCGCUACUACUUGAUUGCCGCAGCCCUUUUUGCAAUGGUACCGCUGUUGUGCAGCCUGCGGUAUGUUACGGAGAACCUUCUCAGUCAUAAGAUUCUUCUCUGCGCAUUGCUGGCGCUCAUUGGUGCUUGCAUUGGUAUCAUCGAGACACCAGUUAUGGUCGAGGUGACCCGUCUUGCGCUUGACGCACCAGUCGCUAGCCCCGGGGCGUUGGGCGGAAAGGCCUUGAUUGCACUGGCCUGCGGACUGAGCAAUGGCUUUUUUGCUGCUGGGGCAUUGAUGGGACCCUUUUUCGGAGGAUACAUUCGAGAUUAUGCCGGGUGGACGACUAUGUCGUGGGCCCUGGCGGUGCCGAUGGGCGUGUGUGGAGUGGUGGUGUUGGUAUCUCGUCACUGA